GCGGCAGGGCCGGGCGAGGUCUGGUGCGGUGCCGGCUGCUCCGCGGCUGCUCAGCUCCGAGCGCCUGGCGCUCCCGUGCCCUCCCUGCCAGGGACGCCGGGCCGGGGAUGCGCGCGGAGCCCGGGAGCCAUGGUCCGCUUCGGGGACGAGCUGGGCGGCCGAUAUGGGGGCGCCGGUGGCGGGGAGCGGGCCCGGGGCGGCGGGGCCGGCGGGGCGGGCGGCCCGGGCCCCGGGGGUCUGCAGCCCGGUCAGCGGGUGCUCUACAAGCAGUCGAUCGCGCAGCGCGCGCGGACCAUGGCGCUGUACAACCCCAUCCCUGUCAAGCAGAACUGCUUCACAGUCAACCGCUCGCUCUUCGUCUUCAGCGAGGACAACGUCGUCCGCAAAUACGCCAAGCGCAUCACAGAGUGGCCUCCGUUCGAGUACAUGAUCCUAACUACCAUCAUAGCCAACUGCAUCGUGUUGGCGUUGGAGCAGCACCUCCCUGACGGGGACAAGACACCUAUGUCCGAGCGGCUGGACGACACGGAGCCCUACUUCAUCGGGAUCUUCUGCUUCGAAGCAGGGAUCAAGAUCAUUGCUCUGGGCUUCGUCUUCCACAAGGGCUCCUACCUGCGGAACGGCUGGAACGUCAUGGACUUUGUGGUGGUCCUCACCGGGAUUCUUGCCACAGCUGGAACUGACUUUGACCUGAGAACUCUGCGGGCUGUGCGUGUGCUAAGGCCUCUGAAGCUGGUGUCUGGGAUUCCAAGUUUGCAGGUGGUGCUCAAGUCCAUCAUGAAGGCCAUGGUUCCACUCCUGCAGAUCGGGCUGCUUCUCUUCUUCGCCAUCCUCAUGUUUGCCAUCAUUGGCCUCGAGUUCUACAUGGGCAAAUUCCAUAAGGCCUGUUUCCCCAACAGCACAGAUGCAGACCCCGUGGGUGACUUCCCCUGUGGCAAGGAGGCCCCAGCCCGGCUUUGUGAGGGCGACACGGAGUGCCGGGAGUACUGGCCAGGACCCAACUUUGGCAUCACCAAUUUUGACAACAUCUUGUUUGCCGUCUUGACAGUGUUCCAAUGCAUCACCAUGGAGGGCUGGACCGACAUCCUCUACAAUACAAAUGACGCCGCUGGCAACACCUGGAACUGGCUCUACUUCAUACCCCUCAUCAUCAUUGGCUCCUUUUUCAUGCUCAACCUGGUGCUGGGCGUGCUGUCAGGAGAGUUUGCCAAGGAGCGAGAGAGGGUGGAGAACCGCCGUGCCUUCCUGAAGCUCCGCCGGCAACAGCAGAUAGAGAGGGAGCUCAAUGGGUACCUGGAGUGGAUCUUUAAGGCUGAGGAAGUCAUGCUGGCAGAGGAGGACAGGAAUGCAGAGGAGAAGUCCCCUUUGGAUGCAGUGCUGAAGAGAGCAGCUGCCAAGAAGAGUAGGAAUGACCUGAUCCAUGCCGAGGAGGGUGAGGACCGGUUUGCAGACCUCUGUGCUGUUGGAUCUCCCUUCGCCCGUGCCAGCCUCAAGAGCGGGAAGACGGAGAGCUCAUCAUACUUCCGGAGGAAGGAGAAGCUGUUCCGGUUCUUCAUCCGGCGUGUGGUGAAGGCUCAGAGCUUCUACUGGGCGGUGCUGUGUGUGGUGGCCCUGAACACGCUGUGUGUGGCCAUGGUGCACUACAACCAGCCACAGCGUCUCACCACGGCGCUGUACUUUGCGGAGUUUGUUUUCCUGGGUCUCUUCCUCACAGAGAUGUCCCUGAAGAUGUACGGCCUGGGACCCAGAAGCUACUUCCGGUCCUCCUUCAACUGCUUUGACUUUGGGGUGAUUGUGGGCAGCAUCUUCGAGGUGGUCUGGGCGGCCAUCAAGCCAGGAGCCUCCUUCGGCAUCAGCGUGCUGCGAGCGCUGCGCCUGCUGCGGAUCUUCAAAGUCACCAAGUACUGGAGCUCGCUGCGCAACCUGGUGGUGUCCCUGCUCAACUCCAUGAAGUCCAUCGUCAGCCUCCUCUUCUUACUCUUCCUGUUCAUCGUGGUCUUCGCUCUGCUGGGGAUGCAGCUAUUUGGGGGACAGUUCAACUUUCAAGAUGAGACUCCAACAACCAACUUUGACACGUUCCCUGCAGCCAUCCUCACUGUCUUCCAGAUCCUGACUGGAGAGGACUGGAACGCAGUGAUGUACCAUGGCAUUGAAUCGCAAGGUGGGGUCAGCAAAGGCAUGUUCUCGUCCUUUUACUUCAUCGUCCUGACACUGUUUGGUAACUACACUCUGCUGAAUGUCUUCCUGGCCAUUGCUGUGGACAACCUUGCCAAUGCCCAGGAGCUGACCAAGGAUGAAGAGGAGAUGGAAGAAGCAGCCAACCAGAAGCUUGCUCUUCAAAAGGCCAAAGAAGUGGCCGAAGUCAGCCCCAUGUCUGCUGCAAACAUCUCCAUUGCCGCUUUUGUAAAGCAAACUCGAGUUACUGUAUCUCGCAGCUCAUCUGUCUCCAGCGUAAACUCACCCAGGCAGCAGAAUUCGGCCAAGGCACGCUCCGUGUGGGAGCAGCGGGCCAGCCAGCUGAGGCUGCAGAACCUGAGAGCCAGCUGCGAGGCGCUGUACAGCGAGCUGGACCCCGAGGAGCGGCUGCGCUUCGCCACCACUCGUCACUUGCGGCCCGACAUGAAGACACACCUGGACCGGCCGCUGGUUGUGGAGCUGGGCCGGGAUGGCCCGCGGGCACCCCCAGGGGGCAAGGCCCGACCCGAGGCCACAGAGGCCACCGAGGGCGCCGACCCGCCGCGCAGGCACCACCGGCACCGAGACAGGGACAAGGCCCCUGCGGCGGCCUCCGGGGCAGGGGAAUCGGACAGAGUGGACGCCCCGAGGGCGGACAGCGGGGAGCCCAGUGCCCGUGAGGAGCGUGUGCGGCCGCACCGCAGCCUCAGCAAGGAAGCCGCGGGCCCUCCGGAGGCGCGGGGCGAGCGUGGCCGGGGGCCGGGCCCCGAGGGCGGCCGGCGCCACCACCGGCGCGGCUCCCCGGAGGAGGCGGCCGACAGGGAGCCCCGGCGCCACCGCGCGCACCGGCACGCGUGCGACCAGGGCAAGGAGGGCGCCGCACCCACGGCCAAGGGCGAGCGGCGCUCGCGACACCGGGGUGGCCCCCGGGCCGGCCCCCGGGAAGCGGAGAGUGGGGAGGAGCCAGCGCGGCGGCACCGGGUGCGGCACAAGGCGCUUCCCGUGCAGGACGCUGCCACGAAGGAGGCCGCUGAGAAGGAGGCCGAGGUCGCCGAAGUGGACAAGGAGAAGGAGCUCCGGAACCACCAGCCCAAGGAGCUGCACUGUGACCUGGAGGCCAGUGGGACAAUGGGUGUGGGCCCUGUGCACACACUGCCUAGCACCUGUCUCCAGAAGGUGGAGGAGCAACCAGAGGACGCAGAUAAUCAACGAAAUGUCACUCGGAUGGGCAGUCACCCCUCAGACCCAAGCACCACUGUACACAUCCCAGUGACUCUGACGGGCCCUCCUGGGGAGACAACCGUGGUUCCCAGUGGUAACAUGGACCCGGAGAGCCAAGUGGAGGGGAAGAAGGAGGUGGAAGCCGAUGACAUGAUGAGGAGCGGCCCCCGACCCAUUGUGCCAUAUAGCUCCAUGUUCUGCUUAAGCCCCACCAACCUGCUGCGGCGCCUCUGCCACUACAUAGUGACCAUGCGCUACUUCGAGAUGGUCAUCCUCGUGGUCAUUGCCCUGAGUAGCAUUGCUCUGGCUGCAGAGGACCCUGUGCGGACAGACUCUCCCAGGAACAAUGCUCUGAAGUACAUGGACUACAUCUUCACAGGUGUCUUCACCUUUGAGAUGGUGAUAAAGAUGAUUGACUUGGGACUGCUCCUUCACCCUGGAGCCUACUUCCGGGACCUGUGGAACAUUCUGGACUUCAUUGUGGUCAGUGGGGCCCUGGUGGCGUUUGCCUUCUCAGGAUCCAAAGGGAAAGACAUCAACACCAUCAAGUCCCUAAGAGUUCUGCGUGUCUUACGGCCCCUCAAGACCAUCAAACGGCUCCCCAAGCUCAAGGCAGUGUUUGACUGUGUGGUCAACUCCCUAAAGAAUGUCCUCAACAUCCUGAUUGUCUACAUGCUCUUCAUGUUCAUCUUCGCUGUCAUUGCGGUCCAGCUCUUCAAAGGAAAGUUUUUCUACUGCACCGAUGAAUCCAAGGAGCUGGAGAGGGACUGCAGGGGCCAGUACUUGGAUUAUGAGAAAGAGGAGGUGGAAGCACAGCCGAGGCAGUGGAAGAAAUAUGACUUCCACUAUGAUAAUGUGCUUUGGGCCCUGCUGACGCUGUUCACGGUGUCUACAGGAGAAGGGUGGCCCAUGGUGCUGAAGCACUCAGUAGAUGCCACCUACGAGGAGCAGGGUCCAAGUCCUGGGUACCGCAUGGAGCUAUCCAUCUUCUACGUGGUCUACUUUGUGGUCUUCCCUUUCUUCUUUGUGAACAUCUUCGUGGCCUUGAUCAUCAUCACCUUCCAAGAGCAAGGGGACAAGGUGAUGUCUGAGUGCAGCCUGGAAAAGAAUGAGAGGGCUUGCAUCGACUUUGCCAUCAGCGCGAAGCCCUUGACGCGGUACAUGCCCCAGAAUAAGCAGUCAUUCCAGUACAAGACGUGGACGUUUGUGGUCUCCCCACCCUUCGAGUACUUCAUCAUGGCCAUGAUAGCCCUCAAUACGGCAGUGCUGAUGAUGAAGUUCUAUGAUGCUCCCUACGAGUAUGAGCUGAUGUUGAAAUGCCUGAACAUUGUGUUCACAUCCAUGUUCUCCAUGGAAUGCGUGCUGAAGAUCAUCGCCUUUGGGGUUCUGAACUAUUUCAGAGAUGCCUGGAAUGUCUUUGACUUUGUCACUGUGUUGGGAAGUAUUACUGAUAUUUUAGUAACAGAGAUUGCGAACAACUUCAUCAACCUCAGCUUCCUCCGCCUCUUCCGAGCAGCACGGCUUAUCAAGCUGCUGCGCCAGGGCUACACCAUCCGCAUCCUGCUUUGGACCUUUGUCCAGUCCUUCAAGGCCCUGCCCUACGUGUGUCUGCUCAUCGCCAUGCUCUUCUUCAUUUACGCCAUCAUCGGGAUGCAGGUAUUUGGAAACAUCGCCCUGGACGACGACACCAGCAUCAACCGGCACAACAACUUCCAGACGUUCCUGCAAGCCCUGAUGCUGCUGUUCAGGAGUGCCACUGGGGAGGCCUGGCACGAGAUCAUGCUGUCUUGUCUCAGCAACCGGGCCUGUGACGAGCGGGCCAGUGCCAGCGAGUGUGGGAGUGACUUCGCCUACUUCUACUUUGUCUCCUUCAUCUUCCUGUGCUCCUUCCUGAUGUUGAACCUCUUUGUGGCUGUGAUCAUGGACAAUUUUGAGUACCUUACGCGGGACUCUUCCAUAUUAGGGCCUCACCACCUGGACGAGUUCAUCCGGGUCUGGGCUGAGUACGACCCAGCUGCGUGUGGGCGCAUCAGUUACAAUGACAUGUUUGAGAUGCUGAAACACAUGUCCCCACCUCUGGGGCUGGGGAAGAAAUGCCCUGCUCGAGUUGCGUACAAGCGUCUGGUCCGCAUGAACAUGCCCAUCUCCAGUGAGGACAUGACAGUCCACUUCACAUCUACGCUGAUGGCCCUCAUCCGGACUGCACUGGAGAUCAAGCUGGCCCCAGCUGGGACGAAGCAGCAUCAGUGUGAUGCAGAACUGAGGAAAGAGAUUUCCGUGGUGUGGGCCAACCUGCCCCAGAAGACACUGGAUUUACUGGUACCACCCCAUAAGCCCGACGAGAUGACAGUGGGGAAGGUGUAUGCAGCUCUGAUGAUAUUCGACUUCUACAAACAGAACAAAACCACCAGAGACCAGAUUCAAGCUCCCGGGGGCCUGUCCCAGAUGGGCCCUGUGUCCCUGUUCCACCCUCUGAAGGCCACCCUAGAGCAAACGCAACCAGCUGUGCUCCGAGGAGCCCGGGUUUUCCUUCGGCAGAAAAGUUCCACCUCCCUCAGCAAUGGUGGGGCCAUACAAACCCAAGAGAGUGGCAUCAAGGAAUCUGUGUCUUGGGGCACUCAAAGGACCCAGGAUGCACCUUGUGAAGCCCGGGCAACGCUGGAGCGUGGCCACUCAGUGGAGAUACCUGCAAUGCAGCCAGGAGUGCUGGCUGUGGAUGUCCAGAUGCAGAACAUGGCUGUGAGGGGCCCCAGUGGGGACCCCCAACCUGGGCUGGAGAGCCAAGGCCGUGCUGCGUCUAUGCCCCGCCUGGCUGCAGAGACUCAGCCUGUACCAGAUGCCAGCCCCAUGAAGCGCUCCAUCUCUACACUGGCCCAGCGCCCCCAUGCGGCCCAUCUUUGUAGCACUGCCCUGGACCGCCCACCCCCCAGCCAGGCCUCACACCAUCACCACCACCGCUGCCAUCGGCGCAGAGACAAGAAGCAGAGGCCCUUGGAGAAGGGGCCCAGCCUGUCUGCAGACGUGGAUGGCGCACCCAAUAGUGCUGCAGGACCAGGGCUGCCCCCAGGAGAGGGGCCUGCCAGCUGCAGGCGGGAGCGUAGGCAGGAGCGGGGCCGGUCCCAAGAGCGGAGACAGCCGUCGUCUUCCUCCUCAGAGAAGCAACGCUUCUACUCCUGUGACCGCUUUGGGGGCCGUGAGCCCCUGAAACCCAAGCCCUCCCUCAGUAGCCACCCCACGUCUCCGACAGCCAGCCAGGAGCCAGGACCUCACCCAAAGGGCAGUGGCUCAGUUAAUGGCAGCCCCUUGCCGUCAGCAUCUGGUGCUAGCACCCCAGGCCGUGGUGGGCGGAGGCAGCUUCCCCAGACACCCCCAACACCCCGCCCCAGUGUCACCUACAAGACGGCCAACUCUUCACCUGUGCACUUCUCGGGGGCCCAGACCAGCCUUCCGGCCUUCUCCCCUGGCCGACUCAGCCGUGGACUUUCCGAACACAACGCCCUGCUGCAGACGGAACCCCUCGGCCCCCCGCUGGCCCCGAGCUCUCGCAUUGGCUCUGACCCUUACCUGGGGCAGCGUCUGGACAGUGAGGCCUCUGCCCACACCCUACCUGAGGACACACUUACCUUCGAGGAGGCCUUGGCCACCAACUCUGGCCGCUCCUCCAGGACUUCCUAUGUGUCCUCGCUGACCUCCCAGUCACACCCCCUCCGCCGGGUGCCCAAUGGUUACCACUGCACUCUGGGGCUCAGCUCAGGUGGCCGGGCGCGGCACAGCUACCACCACCCAGACCAGGACCACUGGUGCUAGCUGCACCGUGCCCCAUACCCCAUGUGCGUCCAGGUGGGUGAGUUUUAUCAUCCAUGCCGCUCCCAGGGACGUUCUGGGGAAACAGGGCAGCAGGAAGGGAGAGCCUUGCCCUCCGUGGAGCUCCUUCUCUCAUUUCUGCCUCUUUUUCACUGGGGACUAAUAAGGCCGUGUCUGGGGGGAUGUGUCUUCCUGGCCUGUGCCGCCUCCCUGGCUCUCACAUCAGACCCUGAACAUGAAGUUGCUGAAUGAGGCCGAGGAGGCCCCAGCAAGUCUCGGACGCUGGUGUCCAGGGUGGGCGGGGGGCUCCGGUGGGUUGUCUGAGUCACGUUGGCACCUCCCUUGUCCAGACGUGUGGCCUAGAGGAACAGGCGAGCCUGGGAUGGUGAGGCCUCUAGGCACGUCAGUGAGCAGGGCAGCCUCAUGGUCCUGCGACCCCAACACACGUGUGUCCCUGCUAUCCCUUGUGUUUGAACAGCGAACGUUCUGGGAACACUAAGAUACUCUUUGCCCUGCCCGGCACCGACCCCGGCAGGCCUCAGUCUGCACAGUGUUCCUGCUGUUGGUCGUGGUUUUUAAUCACAACACCAUUCACUCUUUUGUCACUUCUAUAACGUACACUUAUUUAGAAAAAAUAGAAAACCUGAAAAAUAGGAAGGAAACAUUAACAUAACUCUAAAAAAUCAAACUUGUAGAAAGAUGUCAACUCGUGUGUGUUUGUGACCUGUAUGAGCAGACGCUCCUGCAUACACUCUGUCCAGUCCCAGUGGCCCCGCAGACAGCCUGGCCCCUGCUGCCCUUGACCAAGUGCCUGACCUCCAGGCCCUCACACACCAGGCUACUGGGUGGCAUGGUGUGAGGGAGGCCUUGGGAACCACCGGUGGUGGGUUUUGUGAAAACUAUUAAAAACAGCAACUGGGUAGAAAGCUGAUGUCAGUACAGAACAGGAAGCAACAUGCAGCAGGAUGCUGCGUCUGGAAACAUCAUGACCACUGGCUUCUCCCUCCCUGGGGAAGGGUAUCUGGGGAGGCCAGAGUGGCAGGCUGUGUGCUAGUGUGAGGCCUCUGUGUGUGAUUCUCAGGGAUGGUGCCUACCAAGUGGAGCAUAAUCUCUGCUGUGUGUGAAGUCAGUCUCUUUCCACAUGAACCUGAAGGGAGGGACAGGCUAGUGGGGACUGUGGGGUGUGGGGCACCAGGGCGGGAAGGGGAGCCUGGUUGAACUGAGGCCAGAACUCAGAGUAGGCGACUGACAGGAGUGACUCGGUUGGUGCAACUGAGGCUGGAGCCCACGCUGCUCCUGGAGCAGGCAGCAAAAUGAAAUCCAACUUUACAUCACUCUCAAAAGGAGAAACCAUACUCAGGACGUUGUUCAAUGUGCACCAAGUGCUGGGAGAUUCCUGUGUUGUAAAGAAAGGUAGCAUUUAGACAACUUGAUUCUUGGGUGUGUUCCAUGUUUUGAAAUUUGAUGAUCUCUUUGUUGGAGUCUUGGCUUCUAUCCCAUGAUUAUUCUCAAAGAAACUGUGUGUGAUGUGUGAGUGUGUGUGUGUGUGUGCUCACAGGAGAUGGCAGGUGUGUGUGGUGAUGUGAGUGGAUGUCAUUGACCCAUAGGGCUAUGCAACAAAAGACACAUUUAAUAGAAAUAAAACACACAAGACCACCGCCUGGUCUCGGGUUUCAGCAUGAUUGUGACCAAACCUUUUUAUAGAAUUUCCUUAUGUGAAGGCACAACACUCUGAAACUUUAAAGAUAACAGAGUAUUUUAUUCCAGUAGAAUAAAAUUAAACUGGAAUCUUGGACUGUGCAUGUGAUCGCUAUGCUCAUGUUGCAAAGUAGAAGGAUGUGUGUUUUGAUACUGAUGUUCUGUCUCUUGUCCGCCUCACCUCUGGCCCAUAUUAUUUUGGUGUCCAGUGUAUCCAUUCUGUUCAGAACCACAGUUGUUUCCCUGGACCAUAUUUGGUCCAGAAUCCUCUUCCCUAGACCCACACAGCCUAGCUGGCUUGUCUGGAAUCUUCUAGGCUUUGGAAGGGAUGUAAACAACAUGGAGGGGAGAAAGGAGAUAUUAUGGCUUGUUUUCCUGACUUUGGGUUUUGUAUCUAUCUGUAUUGUCUUUUAUCAAGGUGUCAUGUUUCCCCUGGAAUCUCAUAGUGAGUUGCCAAAUUUGAAAUGCAUUGGAACCAGUCAAGCAGUGGCUGUAGUUUGAACAAGUUAUGUGUGCAUGUAAAAUAUAUACAUAUAUACAUAUAUACAAGUAUGUGCAUGAAAAUGUAUAUCUUCGUACUAUAUCUUCGUACUUUUGAUACAAUGUAUUCAUUUGUUAAUUUUUAAUUAUAUUUGAUAUAAAUUGAAGGUUUGUUGCAAAACUUUAUAUUUAAGAACAGUGUUAACAAAAAAAAGUUGUCCCAACCAUGCAACACAACUGGGACUUACUUAAAAAAAAAUUGUGUGAUUGACUAGUUUGCUGCCUGAAUACUAUUUAUCAGCCAAACUUUGGAUUCUGCUAUUGUUUCUACAAUGACAUUUUGUAUGAAGCAAAGUCCUUGGAUUAAAAUAAAAAUCUUAGCAAAAAAU
Molecule: messenger RNA, 9767 nt
Organism: Nycticebus coucang (slow loris)
Lineage: Eukaryota; Metazoa; Chordata; Mammalia; Primates; Lorisidae
Gene: CACNA1B
Product: calcium voltage-gated channel subunit alpha1 B
Exons: 47
Coding region: 130-7203 (2357 amino acids)
Biological process (GO): calcium ion import across plasma membrane; chemical synaptic transmission
Cellular component (GO): voltage-gated calcium channel complex; membrane; neuronal cell body
Molecular function (GO): high voltage-gated calcium channel activity; calcium ion binding
Source: RefSeq, a predicted model, not a curated record